AAAGGACCCACCAAAAAAGGGGGAGCGCGCGUUAGCCCUCUUCCCGAUCUGGACGGACAGCGAGACCCGCCGUGCGCCCACUUGAACCUGCGCACCCCGCGUGUCCUGUUUCCGCAUUUGUCAUUUUCCGAGGAACUCCAUGGAGUGCAGUGUCAUCGUCCUCCUCGCUCCUCUCUCUCCGUCAGUCCUCAUCUCUUCAAGCGACGUCAUUUGGAAGUGACCUUUUUCCCUCUACGUGUCCCUUCUUAUGCUCCCGUCUUUAUUUCUCGAUUGGGAGAUUUCAAUUUCGCAAAUUCUCAACUUUUUCGGUCGCACCCCGAAAGACCCAUCUCUGUAGAUUCAUAGAAGAGUCCUUCAAUUUGUCUCUUUCCUCUGGGUCUCUGUUUUUGUUGGGAUUCUUUUCUUCUUCUUCUUCUUCUUCUUCUUCUUCUUCUUUUGCGUUGCUUUCUCGGUGGUAGAGAUUUUUUUCUGUUGGGAUUUGAAUUUGCUUUGCGGGUUGAAAUGGAGGAGCGUUAUGAGGCAUUGAAGGAGCUGGGUUCUGGGAACUUCGGUGUGGCGAGGCUGGUCAGAGAUAAGAAGACUAAGGAGCUUGUUGCUGUCAAAUACAUAGAAAGGGGGAAGAAGAUUGAUGAGAAUAUUUCAAGGGAAAUAAUCAACCACAGAUCUUUGAGGCAUCCUAACAUUAUCAGAUUCAAGGAGGUCCUGCUGACUCCUACACAUUUAGCUAUUGUCAUGGAAUAUGCAGCUGGCGGUGAACUGUUUGAGAGGAUAUGCAGUGCUGGUCGAUUUAGCGAAGAUGAGGCGAGAUUUUUCUUCCAGCAGCUAAUAUCUGGAGUCAGCUACUGUCAUUCGAUGGAAAUUUGUCACAGAGAUCUGAAACUGGAAAAUACACUCUUGGAUGGAAGUGCUGCACCCCGUCUUAAAAUUUGUGACUUUGGUUAUUCCAAGUCUGCUUUGUUGCAUUCACAACCUAAGUCAACAGUUGGCACACCAGCAUAUAUUGCUCCAGAGGUCCUGUCACGGAAGGAAUAUGAUGGAAAGAUUGCAGAUGUUUGGUCCUGUGGUGUGACACUGUAUGUGAUGUUGGUGGGAGCAUACCCAUUUGAAGAUCCUGAAGAUCCAAGAAAUUUUCGCAAGACCAUUGGGAGAAUAAUGAGUGUUCAGUACUCCAUACCAGAAUACGUACGUGUGUCCGCAGAUUGCAGGCACCUCCUAUCUCGUAUUUUUGUUGCCAAUCCAUCGAAGAGGAUCACCAUCCCAGAGAUUAAACGACACCCUUGGUUUCUAAAGAAUCUGCCCAAGGAAUUAGUUGAAGGUGAAAGAACAAACUACAGGGAAGUGGACCAUGACCGACCCCCUCAGGAUGUUGAAGAGAUAAUGCGAAUCAUACAAGAAGCUCGGACUCCUGAAGCAGGAAGCAAAGUUGCAGGUGAGCAAGCUGUUGCUGGAGAAUCGGAUCCCGAUCAUGAGGAGGAUGACAUCGAAUCUGAAGUUGAUGUCAGUGGCGACUUUCCAGCUCCUAUUUGAAUAUAUAUAUAUAUAUAUACAUAUGUAUGCACACAAAAACAGUUUGUAUAUGCAUAUUGAGAGGUCCUGUGCUUGAGACUACUAGUUUUUUUUUUUGCAAAUUUUAGUGUGUAUUGGUAGUUUUAUAUAUCAUUGUUGUACAGUAGACUGAUUAUAAGUGAUUUGCUGCAUUUGAACUGUGAACUAAAUGGUAAAGAGGCAAAUUUUAGUGUGUA
Messenger RNA from Malania oleifera, 1742 nucleotides. Its product is annotated as serine/threonine-protein kinase SAPK3-like. The record is from RefSeq and is a predicted model, not a curated record. Bases 502 to 1527 code for a protein of 341 amino acids. The transcript has 9 exons. Lineage: Eukaryota; Viridiplantae; Streptophyta; Magnoliopsida; Santalales; Ximeniaceae. Gene Ontology annotation, biological process: intracellular signal transduction; protein phosphorylation. Gene Ontology annotation, molecular function: ATP binding; protein serine/threonine kinase activity.